Colletotrichum fioriniae is the source of this 243-nucleotide messenger RNA. The record is from RefSeq and is a predicted model, not a curated record. Lineage: Eukaryota; Fungi; Ascomycota; Sordariomycetes; Glomerellales; Glomerellaceae.
AUGUUGAAGAACAAAGUCUUUGGGGCAUAUGAGAGCGAUCGCGAGUUUCAGUUGAUUUACUUCGCCAUGAUGCCGCUGUAUAGGGAAACUUUCGACCCUGAUGCAGCGCUGAAGAGCAAUCUGGAUGGGGUUUACGUCGCCGAAUCUCACACGAAGACUUUGGUAGUCGUGGGCGACAAGGAUUGGAUAUGUCCUCCCGGUAAGAACUUUGCCAAAGUUGCCAAGCAGCUUGGCCGAUGCUGA